AUGACACCACCUUUAAUAUUACCAUGCAAUACAGUUUUUAACGAUUUUCAAGAAUUUAAUAAAUUGGGUGAUAGCGAUAUUUCAAACAUCAUAAAGAAUAGAUUAAAAAACUGCAAUACAAUGGUUUAUGCAUACGACGGAACAAGAAGAUCAUACUUGAUAGAAAAUACCAACUUUAACUCCACUAAUGAUGUAGAAAAAGAAACUUUAAUCGACUAUGACCAAUACUGCAAGACUGCAAUCAAGAAACUACUUUAUGACUUGGUAAUGAUGUUUAAACAUGGUAUUAAAACAAUUAUCUAUCCAAUGUGGUUCUGUACAUUAGAAGAACGUGGCCCAGAAUAUCUACCAAAGUUUAUCAAAUACCUAAGAGGUUUAAAUGAAUUAUUAGACAAUGAAGAAUUGGUUCAACUAUAUAAAGAAAAUGGAAUAAGGGUUAUUUUCUAUGGUGAAUAUAGAGAACUAUUGGAGCGUGGUAACGAUCUUAUCCUUUUAAAAAAAUUUGAAGAAAUCGCCGAGUUAACAAAAAAUCAUACAAAUCAUACAAUUCUUUUUGGUACAACCAUUAAAGAACCAUCAGAAACAAUCAUUAAUAAUACAAUAAGUUUUUAUACAAAAAACCAAUAUAAACCAACAAAAAAAGAUUUAGUUGAAAAUUAUUAUGGUCUACAAGUGGAUGAUGUUUCUUUUUAUAUUGGCUUUGAUAGAUUUUCAACUGACGGAAGACCAAUACUAUUAUCAGACAAAGGAAAUGAAGACUUGUAUUAUACCGUUUCGCCACACAGCUAUUUCACAAAAAACAAUUUUAGAAAAAUAUUGUUCGAUAAACUAUUUUGUAGAUCCAAUGUAAAUGCCAAAGAAUAUAAACUAAAGGUAAUUGAUGUAGAGUUAAUGAAGGACUUUUAUGAAAGCAACUCAACAAGUAUAAUGGGUAUUGGAAGUGUUAAUCCAUAUGGGAACUACUGGUAUCCUUUACCACAAUCAAUUCUUCCUAUUAAUACUAGAAUUUCAAAUAAUAUCGCAAGUACAUCAAAUAAUUUUGCAUCUGCAACCUCAAACCACAAUUGUGUAAAUAGUUCAACAAAUCCAAAUAAUAGUUGUGAACAGGGUCCUCUUAUUGUAUAA
Dictyostelium purpureum is the source of this 1125-nucleotide messenger RNA. RefSeq lists its product as uncharacterized. Gene Ontology annotation, molecular function: transferase activity, transferring alkyl or aryl (other than methyl) groups. The coding region runs from base 1 to 1125 and encodes 374 amino acids. Lineage: Eukaryota; Evosea; Eumycetozoa; Dictyosteliales; Dictyosteliaceae. The transcript has 2 exons. The record is from RefSeq and is a predicted model, not a curated record.